ACUCUGUGCCACGGAGUUCUGCUUCUGGGUUUGUCACGAGAGGACGAGAAGGAAAGCAGUUGCACGGAAGUCAACAAACGAGGAGGAGCAGCUGAGGGGAUGCGAGGAGGGGUGUGGGUGAAAUAAUGAAGGGGAAGAAAGUGAGGUGGGGUUGUUGCUCAAACCCAGAUCUGGGUGUUUCUCAAACCGAGAUCUGGGUUUCACAAAUCUGGGUUUUCUCUAGUGAUUUUGAUCGUGGUUUUUUCUUUGUAACUUUGAAAGUUGAAACAUCUCUGCGGAUUUUAGGUUGUCACUAUUGUUGUCUUUAAUUGUUGACAUUUUUCUGCGCUAAGAUUGAAACUUGUUUGCUUUCCUAGAAAAUUUGGCUCGUUUUCUUUCUGGGUUUUCCUUCUUUCUGGAUUGAAACAAGUUCGUCGGCGAGAAUCGUGACUAUGCCGACUUCGUCUCUCGCCUGGACACCUAAUCCAUUCCCAAUUGCAGCAAUUAGGUUUAAGUUCGACAACAAGAUCUCAGCCUUUCCUAGGAGGGAAGGAAAACUAAGCC
Messenger RNA from Rubroshorea leprosula, 543 nucleotides. The record is from the annotation of a GenBank genome assembly. NCBI's taxonomy places the organism in Eukaryota, Viridiplantae, Streptophyta, Magnoliopsida, Malvales, Dipterocarpaceae.